Molecule: messenger RNA, 1463 nt
Organism: Raphanus sativus (radish)
Lineage: Eukaryota; Viridiplantae; Streptophyta; Magnoliopsida; Brassicales; Brassicaceae
Exons: 2
Coding region: 40-1440 (466 amino acids)
Source: RefSeq, a predicted model, not a curated record
UAUUCUCUAAUAAUAUUUUCACAUAUAUAACCCCCACCCAUGAGCUUAGGCCAUUCAAUCUCUCAUAACAUACUAAACCUUCUAUUUACUUCCUUCAUUUCAAGUUUUGUUAUAACUUAUAAGAGUGGAAACAUGAGAACGCUUUGUCCUAACUUCGACAGAGAAGACGGUUUAGAGACGGUGUUGGAAGUUCCGAUGCCGGAGGAGUUGUUUUGUUCCGAGAACAGCAAGACCGGCGCUUGGCGAAGUGUCAAGUCUAGUUUGCUCCGGUCACCGCCGGAUAACAAUAGUAGCCUCGCCACUCUAUUCGGUGGCCGUGACGCUCAGAUUCAGAUGCUUCUUGGAAUCAUAGGAGCUCCGUUGAUCCCUCUUCCUGUCUCCUCCGAUCACGACGUUCUUGAUUCUCCCAUCUCCAAACUCAUCAAGAACCAAUCUAUUGAAGCAGCCAUGGCAAAGUACAUAGUGAAGCAAUACGCUGCAGCAGCUGGAGGAGAGACGGCAUUAGCUGGAGUAGGGAGCAUGUACGCGAUGGGGAAGGUUAAAAUGGGAGUGACAGAGUUCUGCGCAGCGAAAACGCUAAUUGGAAAGAGGAAGAAGAAAAUGGUAAAGAUCAGGAACGUGAACAACGGAAACGGAGGAGAGAUGGGUGGUUUCGUGUUAUGGAAGAAAGGCUCGAGUCAGUGGAAUUUAGAGCUUGUGGUUUCCGGUUGUAAAGUCAGUGCUGGUUGUGAUGGUAACGUGGCUUGGAAGCAAAGUCCUUGGCUAGAACAUUCUCAAGCUUCUAAUGAACCUUCUGGUCCACUUAGAAGGUUUCUCCAAGGGCUUGAUCCAAAAACAACAGCAAAUAUGUUUGCUGGAUCGGUUUGCGUGGGGGAGAAAGCGGUUAACGACGAAGAAUGCUUCGUGCUUAAGCUUGAAACACAGCCUUCAGGGCUUAAAUCAAGAAGCAAGAGAGGCAUGGAGACGGUGAAGCAUACCGUGUGGGGUUGUUUUAGUCAAAGAACAGGACUUUUGGUCCAACUAGAAGACACUUAUCUUGUAAGGAUCAAGACUGGUCCUGAAGAAGAAGAUGUAGUCUUGUGGGAGACCACCUCCGAGACAAUGAUCCAAGAUUACAAGAGCGUUGAUGGGAUUCAGAUAGCUCAUAAAGGAAGAACAUGUGUCUCAUUGUUGAGGCUUGAUGAGAGCUUAGAGAGUCAUUCAAAGACUACAAUGGAAGAGAGUUGGGAGAUUGAAGAAGUGGGUUUUAAUGUGAAGGGUUUGUCUUCUGAUUUCUUCUUACCGCCAGGUGACUUGUGUCUCAAGGAAACUGAAGAAAGUGAGUUUAGUUUUGGAGACUAUACUAGUCCUAUGAUGAUUCCAUUGAAGGUUAGCACAGCUUCAUGGAAUCUCAAGUCCUCUAAAGUCAGAGCUAUUGAAGAUUUUGGAGAUUCUGAAUGAUUAAAAGAUGAAGACGUUUCAAG